AAAAAAAACCUUCUUCGCUUCUCUCUCCUCUCUCUCCCAGCUCCCUCAGGCUCAACCACGGCACGCCGCCGAACAACGUCGGCGGAGAUCCAACCUCCUCACUUCUCAGUCUCCCAAUUCAUUUUCACAUCCCAGUCUCAAUCUUCAAUCCCAAGCUCCAUGUCUUCUAAACUCUCCAGUGACGAGCACCACUGAACGAUGCCCGAUUUUCCCCUCUCUCUCACCUCCAUGAACCGGCUGAACAUCACGCUGGCGGGAGACGGUGGCGACGACAGAUACCACAUCUCCGAACCCACGAAGCGAACCCCGACGAACGAAGCGGACCCACUGAACGGCACGCUGGCGGGAGACGAGCCCUCCUUCCCGACAUUUUGGAAGUCGAUCAAAGCUCCGAGCCCUACUUCUCGACAUAUUUGAAGGCGAAUGAUUCCUCUUCGGUUCCAUGGCUUGGAUUUCGUUCUCUGUUACCAUUCUUCAUGCGACAAUCCAUUAUCUUCUGCGAAGGAGAGGACUCUGAGGUAAGAUGGAUCUGGAAGUUGAAACGACUAGAAGAAGAGGAGCCUGCUCUGCUACCUGUUUAUCUUCCUCCCCUCCGCGAAAAUUGAAGCUGGGAGAGUCGGAUUCAGUAUGCUUCUCUUCAAUCAGCUCUGGGUUUAAGCCCUAUCCGGCGCAUUGGCGAUUGACAUUAAUUAGUGCACUUCACAUGAUGCUCUCUGGUGGAUCGAUAGAAAUUGGGAACGGGACUUCCAAGAGGCCAUGGUUGGAUUCUUUUCCGCGGAAAGCUUUGAUGGGCAUUACUUUGUUUCUUGAUCAAUGGAGAAGAAGGGAUGACUUCAUUGCUCUAUUAGAAAGAGCUGCUUGCGACGAUUCGUUGACCUGUUAAAGAACAAGCAAAUUGGCUGGAAACUUUGAACACCAGAGGAGAAUGGGUGUUUUAUUA
Molecule: messenger RNA, 940 nt
Organism: Linum tenue
Lineage: Eukaryota; Viridiplantae; Streptophyta; Magnoliopsida; Malpighiales; Linaceae
Source: the annotation of a GenBank genome assembly